AUGACCCUGGCCUCCACAUCGCGAUCGGCCCUGCUGCGAGGGUGCCAGGCCACUCGAGCCUACGCGACUGCAAAGUCCUCGCCCGCCGCCAAACCUACGCCGACAGCAGCCUCCAAAGCAAAACCAGUCUCCAGCACUGUCGCCAAACCUGCUGCGAAAGCUAUAAUAGCCCCCAAAAGGCCAGUCUAUGCUUCCACGCCUCUGAAGAAAACCACACCGGCCGCCCCCGCGCCGACGGCGGCCAGCAAGACACCAGUCUCGAAGCCCCCGAUUGCUCCCUCGGCGCAACAGAAAGUUGUCCCCAAGCCCAUUCCUGCGAAGCCUGCGUCGACGUAUUCUACACAGUCAAAGCCAAAAUUGAUUCCUUCGAAAUCGGUCUACACUCCGAAACCGUCCACUGCGACCACCUCAAGCCCAGCCGCAGCGCAGCAAGCGAAGCCAGCAGCAGUAUACGCUUCAACAUCACAGAAGAAACCUGCCGCGACUCCCAAGAGCCCCGCUGCUGCCAAACCUGUCUCGAACAUCAGGCCUUCCUCCGCCCCCUCCAAGCCAGCUGCUACGCCGACCCCUCCCAAGAAGAUAGUCAAGUCUGUGCCGACAUCCCCAUCACCGGCUACCCCUCCUCCCAAACCUACCCCUGUACCAAAGGCGCAGCCGACAGCAGAGAAACAAGCCGCUGCGCGGGAGGCACAGCUUCGGGCGGCGCGUGCGCGGAGGGAGGACCGACAGGCGGAGGAGGCCACAAAAGAGGACGCGAAGAAGAAAUACAAGAAGGAAUAUAAUAGCCUGGCGUGGCGGUGGACGACCGGCAUCAUUGCGAUGCCCAUUUUGCUGGUGACCAGCUACUAUCUAUUCGAUCGGCUGGCCCUUGGACAUGAGCAAAAGACGGUGCCUAAUAUGGACAACCCACGAAGCCAUGAUAAUGAAGAGAAGAGUGGAGAGAAGCCUGAAUAG
Messenger RNA from Clonostachys solani, 954 nucleotides. Lineage: Eukaryota; Fungi; Ascomycota; Sordariomycetes; Hypocreales; Bionectriaceae. The record is from the annotation of a GenBank genome assembly.